Taeniopygia guttata (zebra finch) is the source of this 6552-nucleotide messenger RNA. Its product is annotated as guanine nucleotide-binding protein G(q) subunit alpha. Gene Ontology annotation, biological process: adenylate cyclase-activating G protein-coupled receptor signaling pathway; glutamate receptor signaling pathway. NCBI's taxonomy places the organism in Eukaryota, Metazoa, Chordata, Aves, Passeriformes, Estrildidae. Gene Ontology annotation, molecular function: G protein-coupled receptor binding; G-protein beta/gamma-subunit complex binding; GTPase activator activity. The record is from RefSeq and is a predicted model, not a curated record. Gene Ontology annotation, cellular component: heterotrimeric G-protein complex; cytoplasm.
UCCGCCAUAUUUCUACCUCACCACGCCCGCAGAGACAAGCCAUUGAAAAGCCAGUAGAGCUGGGCUCAUAGUGUGCAUACCCUAGUCCCCACCUGCCUUCUCUUCCUCUCUGGUGGAAUCCUUUCUACUCGUCCUCCCUCUGUUCCUUACUACUAGGGCAGGAACGAGCCGCGACAGCUCUUCAGCAGCAGUUCUCCUCACGCGAGGGGUAAGCGACCGUGCCUGGAAAAAAGGUUCACCGUAAAGAAGUUCUCCCGCCAGGCACACGCUGAGAUUACCGGGCGGCGGCCUUGCCCACUUUCGGAGGAGCCGAACUCUCGCUUUAGAACAGGAGCGACAGGGAAGCGUAAUUGAGGAGGAGGGGAGGGAUUAACGGACAUUAGCAUUUCCGUGGGAGGUGGUUAUUUCGGAGGGCGGCGGAGGUGUAGUUUGCGAGGCACACUCGGGUGGUGGCAGCGGUAGCAGAGGCAGAAGUAGUAGUGAGGGAAGGAGGGAGAGGGGUGUUUUGUGCUCAACAGCUUGGCUGGCGAAGGAAGCACUCCUGCCGCCACGGCUGCAGUGAGAGAUGUUUUCAUGUUGCUUGGUGCAUAAUUUAGAGGAGGAGUUGGAAGCGGCGACUAUUUGAGGCAGGGAACGGGGGGAUUUGUGCUGUUGGGGGCCCGCUUUUUCUUUGUGUGUGGGAUCGAGGCAGCUCGCUGCACUUGCUCUACAGUGCCUGGGUGGGGACUUCCGGGUAGAGAGCGUCUGUGUCCCCCGGGACUGGUGCUCUGGUGGGGUGUGUGUGCGCGCGCGUUUUUAGGGUGGGGGUUGUGUCUGGACCAGUUAGGAAGAAUGACUUUGGAGUCCAUGAUGGCGUGCUGCCUGAGCGAGGAAGCUAAGGAAGCCCGGCGGAUCAACGACGAGAUCGAGCGGCAGCUGCGCCGGGACAAGCGAGAUGCCCGUCGGGAACUGAAGCUGCUGCUGCUGGGCACAGGAGAGAGUGGCAAAAGCACGUUCAUCAAACAGAUGAGAAUCAUUCAUGGAUCAGGUUACUCUGAUGAAGAUAAAAGGGGCUUUACGAAAUUGGUGUACCAGAAUAUAUUUACAGCAAUGCAGACCAUGAUCAGAGCAAUGGAUACCCUCAAAAUCCCAUACAAGUAUGACCAUAAUAAGGCUCAUGCACAGUUAGUUCGAGAAGUCGAUGUAGAGAAGGUGUCAACUUUUGAGAACCCCUAUGUAGAUGCACUGAGAAAUUUAUGGAAUGACCCUGGAAUCCAGGAAUGUUAUGAUAGACGACGAGAAUAUCAGUUAUCAGACUCAACAAAAUAUUACCUUAACGACUUGGACCGCAUAGCAGAUUUGGCCUAUCUGCCAACUCAGCAAGAUGUGCUUAGAGUUCGAGUUCCAACAACAGGGAUCAUUGAAUAUCCAUUUGACUUACAAAGCGUCAUUUUCAGAAUGGUGGAUGUAGGAGGCCAGCGAUCGGAAAGAAGAAAAUGGAUACAUUGCUUUGAAAAUGUCACAUCUAUCAUGUUCCUAGUAGCUCUUAGUGAAUAUGAUCAAGUGCUUGUGGAGUCUGACAAUGAGAAUCGAAUGGAAGAAAGCAAAGCACUCUUUAGGACAAUUAUCACAUAUCCAUGGUUCCAGAAUUCUUCGGUCAUUCUGUUCUUAAAUAAAAAAGAUCUUUUAGAGGAGAAAAUUAUGUACUCCCAUUUAGUUGAUUAUUUCCCAGAGUAUGAUGGACCACAACGGGAUGCACAAGCAGCACGAGAGUUCAUCUUGAAGAUGUUUGUAGACCUGAAUCCAGAUAGUGACAAAAUUAUCUACUCCCACUUCACUUGUGCUACAGACACAGAGAAUAUACGCUUUGUCUUUGCUGCUGUCAAGGACACUAUUCUACAGUUAAACCUGAAGGAAUACAACCUGGUCUAACUGUGCCUAAGAGGCCCUCCAAGACCACCUUUGUGUGAUUGAAGAUGCACAAUAGGGACUGGAUUAUCUGUGAAAACAAGUUGCAUAAUACUAAUUUAUUGCUGGCCUGCACUCUGUGAAUGUUCAGAGUUUUUUAGAUGAUAUUAUGAUUUUAUUUAAAUUAUAUGGAGGAAAACCAAAAUAUGCUGAAGUACAUUCACAGUACAUUUUCUUAUUUUUUAGGCAAAAUAUUGUGACUCAGUGUUUUGUAAAUUCUCAGUCAUACACUCACAAAGGAUAACAGGUUUUUGCUAUUGAAGCAAAAUCAAGCUGGUUUCCCCUUUCCCUGACCCUUUCUCUCCCUCCUUCCUCCCCCGCUAUGUUUUAAAAGUACAAUGGCCAUUUUACCACUUGCAUUCCUUGAUAAUAUAUUUUCUGUUAAGUGACUUGGCUAAGAAAAUUAGUAUCAUCAGAAGUGAUGUUAUCAGUCAUUCAAAUUUUACAGAAUGUUCUUUCUCUGAAGGAUCAGAAGUAUUGAAAGUAUGAUUUUUUAAAUUCUUAAAAUUAGUGUUCUAAUUCUGUCUUCUCUUCUGAGACUAGAAUAUUGGGAAUUGCAAAAUAGAAAUAGUUGUGUAUGGAUUUAGAACUUAAACAUACUUUCACAGUUCAGAAAGAUGCAUAGAAGACCGUAAUAAAAUAAUUAAAGACAUAAAUGUUCAUAGAAUAUCAUUAAAUCUCUUUUUAAUUGCCAUGUGCCAUUAUUUUCUCUUUUCUUUACUCACUAAUGACAAGUAGAAAUAUCAUGGACACUACAUUUUCCCCAGUGAUUACAGCCGGAAACAGGGUUAGGGGUUUAUGUUUCAGUUGUGUUCAUUUUUUCUUAAGUUAGAGCUUUUUUAAAGUGUUUUUCCACUGUAGAAUUUUUUUGUUGUCAUUGUAUAAAAUCUUGCCAAAUAUGGCUUUUUAUGAAACCAAUACUUUUGAAACAUAACAUAAUGAUUGAAAUGCCAAACUAAUGGAUUGGAAAUUGACCUGACUGAGUCAACUGCCAAAUUAUAAACAUAGUUUUAACUCAUAUGUUCCUAUUUUUAUUGUGUUCCAUUUUCUAAUGCCAAAAACAACAGUGUGAGUGAAUAUGCUACUCAGUAUAUGUGUAUAGAAGACAGUUUAAUUCUCUCCUUAUGUCAGAGAUGGCAUGAGAUUGCAUACAAUGUUUUUUCUAAUAAUAUCAAGCACCUCGUUUAUUACUGAUGAAUGAUCACAUUCAGAAACCUCUCUUGAUAAGGUUGCUUCUUAACCUGUUCACAGGCAUUUUAUAGGUUUCAUGCAAAAUAGUCUCUCUUGAUAUUCGUUAGAAAUAUUUCUUAAUGCAAAUCACUCUUGAAAUUUAAACAUGCAAAUUUUUAAUAACAAAAAUGUAGCACCCAUCAAUGAGCAGCUUGGGUUGAAAGGCAUUUUUUGACCAGGUGCAUGAUUGCUAGCAAGCUACAGAGAACUCUGAGGUCAGACAUUGAAUUACUUACAUUGCCAAGUAGCAAUAGGGUGCACUUAGCAGAGAAGCUGCUGCCUUUCACCAGCAAAGGAGAGGUGGAAAAACAAUCUCUUAUUACUUGAGUAACGAAGUUAACAAUAAAUACUAAUGAGAUUUUUUCAUCCUUAAUACUCUCUACUCUAAAACAACAUUAAUAAGAAUAGUUGCUAGUUUUUGUUCCCUCAUAAAACACCUUAUAAUUGGAAACAGAUUGUAGGUAUAGUGCAAUUCUUAAUGCUAUAAUCAUUGUACAUACAUAUAUGCCAGCAUCCAUAUUGGCUUUAUAUUCAUUAAUUUUGGCAAAUUGAAUGUGCUGUGUUGAUAUGUAUCUAUGUAAUUGUAUAAUAUGACUUAUAGCUGAUUCACAUUUUAAAUAAUGUUAUUUUAUUUACUUUUUAAAGACAAUAAUGGUUUUUUUUUUCAGUUUACUCCUGACUAGGUAUUUGUUAUCUUUAUUUUAAAAGCAACAAAAAAGCUUAUCAUAGUACAGAAUUAUAGUAGCAUUGUGCUAUAUAGAAUCAUUUGAACAUUCCUGAGUAAAAGUAAAUUGGAGCCACGCAAAGGACAGUCAUAAACAAAACAAUGCUUAAAUCUUGUCAGGACUUUAUACAGAUGUAGAAGCUGUUUUUGUUAGAAGAAUUGAUGCCAUUAUAUCUAGGAUUAGAACAUAAGCUCUUAAAUAUCAGUUUGUAUUUGGCAGAUCCAACUUCAGUUAAUUUUACCUUUCUAAUAGCCUUUUUUAGAAAAGUGAAAUUAGAGACAUUUCAAACCAUUGAACAUAAAUACUAAUGGGUAUAUUCUAUUUCCCUAAAAAUAUAAUAAAACCAUCAGAUCAGUUGAACAUUAAUUCAGAAAUUACAGAAAGCUUAGACAUAACAACAACUAAGUUGCUAAUGUUAAAAAUUUUAAGGAGUAAAAAUUUGUUUAAUAAAGCUAAAGCACAUAGUUGAAGGCUAUAAAAACUGACACUGACAUUCUAAAUGUAUCAUCAGAACAGCUGUUCUUAUUAUAUAUGUAAUUAUAACAUUGGCUCUGAUCUUACUUGUAAACAUAACAAAUAUUCUGUUUUAACCAUUGACUCUGGAAUGUGUGAUAAUAUCCCUUCUUUCAGCCUGUGAAUACAUUGGCCACCGUGGAUUUAGUGAUAUAAAUAGAACUGUAGGGGGAAAAAAGUGCAAAAAAAUGCCAGUGUUGUCUAAUGAAGGUUUGGGUUUAUUUUAUUAUGGGAUUUCGGGGGGGGGGGGGGUGUAUGGGUUUAAGGUUUUAAUAUAAAAAAACUUUGUAUAAAAAUAAACCAAAAAUUUACUCACACUUUAUAGAUAUAUUGUGAUUGCAAAAUUUAAAUGUGUGUGCCACUGGGCUACUUCUGGUAUAUCUUAAUUGAGUUGAACCUGUGACAAUGUUUAGAUUAUUUAAACAUAUUCUGAAAAAAUAUAAUCAGCAUGCUAAUGCAAGCCUUACAUAAUUCACCUAACACAGCAUUGCAGUGUGACAGUGUUUACAAAACCAUUUAAUUUUUAAAUUACAGACGUUCUCAUUUGCAAUAUAUUCCAUUGCUGUUGCUGUUUUAAUUGGUGAUUUCUACUAUGCAUUAUAGUGCUUGAGUCUAGAAGUAUGUGCAUCUAACAUGAAGCUGAAGGCAAAAAUAAGACAGGAACCCUUUUAAUUUUGCAAAAUUACAUUGUUUCAUUGAAUGUCAUAAAUGAGAGAGGAGAAAAGGAAAACAUUGGGAAACUAUUCUAGGUGUACAAGAAAGCUGUAAAUAUGUUUUACACAAACCUUAAACUUGCUUUUUUCACUAGUUAGCUGGCACUUUGUUUACAUAUAUAGGAUGAUGAAGAUAUAAGAGGAGUUUGCUUUUAUAAUUCAGACUUGAUUUUCAAGGUAACCUGUAAUUUUAAAUCAUACUGCCACAUGACUGUGAAGCACUUCUUAAAGUUUGAAAAUAGAGGCGUUAUGCUGGCUAUCAGUCAGAACUGCCUGCAUGAUUUGCAAAAACUUUAAAAGGUGAUAAAAGGCCUGCAUAUGAAGAUAUUGCUAAACUAAGCUUUUGGUUACGAGAUGCAAGACUUUCAGAUUGCUCAAUUUAAUGGUCUUUCCCUUGUUAUGCAUUCUUCACAAAGCAUUGAAAUAAUAGGAGAAAACAGAGACAUAUUAACCCAUAUGGAAAAGAAAAAUAAUGCCCAAAUAAUUUAUUAUAUGUGCUGCUGUUAUUGAAAGUCUGUGCAUGAUUAUCCUGCAUUACAAUAGCAAAAUAAUUAAGUGUGCACAGUAUAUUAACAAGGCCUACAAAUUACCUAUCUCUAGUUAAGAAAUCAAUAAAUUAAAUAUGUUUUGGAGAGUGUUGCAAGUAAGGAAAUUAAAAUGGCCUGUUGUAGAUAAUUAAUGGUUAUUUGAGGCCUUCACACUUUUGCAGAUAAAGUCCCUCUUUGGACAUAAACAACUAUGAUUGCAUGUCCCUGUCCAAUUUGCUACCUUAGUAGAGAUCAUGAAAAACAAUGUGUUUUGAUUUGAAAAGAAUGACUGAUAGUUUCUCUUUUUUGUUGUUGUUUUUGCUUUUAUUUGUCAUUUUAUUUAUCAGUCAAAACAAACAUUUCCAUGUAAUCAGUAAUCCACUGAGGGUCAUUGUUUAUCUAGUUACGGGGUUUUUACUGUAACUUUCACUCGAGCUUUUUUACAGUAGCUAUGUUGCAGGAAAAAAAAAAUUGAAUAAUCAUUUGGGCAAAGCUGAUGUUGAAGGUAGUGUCAAAAAUGCAAGGGAAUUCUACCAAAUCAAUCUUACUCUUGGUAAUAAGACUUCUGUUUUUGUGAUGUUGGGGGUUUUUCUAUCAAAAGAUGGUCUAAGAUGAAGUCUUGCUGGAUUUCUUAUUUAUCAUGCUGCAGAAAAUCUUUUUUUUUUUUUUUUUUUGCCAAUAUAUUGGAAGGGGUGUCAGAUACAUUUUUAAAAUUUGCAGUGUUUAACAAAAUAAAGAUCAUAUUUGUUAUUCUAAAGUGUCAUUUAAAUGCGUGUAUCAUGUAUUAUGCGGGGGACAAAAAUAGGGUGUGGUUUUCUGUUUUUCUGUUUAAAAAACUAAUGCAUUAAUGCUGCUCCUUAACAAACGUGUUGGUUAAAAAUACAGUACUUUUCACCA